AGAAACUGAUCAGAGAAGAAGAUAAAAAUGGCGGCAGAGAAAAUAGAGACAGUGGUCGCAGGGAAUUACUUGGAAAUGGAGAGAGAAGAAGAAAACAUGAGUGGUAACAAUAAAUCUUCCGCUAAAACAAAACUUUCCAACUUCUUCUGGCAUGGAGGUUCUGUCUACGAUGCUUGGUUCAGCUGUGCUUCAAAUCAGGUGGCACAAGUUCUGUUGACAUUACCGUACUCGUUCUCACAACUUGGGAUGGUGUCGGGAAUUUUGUUUCAACUCUUUUAUGGACUAAUGGGAAGUUGGACUGCUUAUCUCAUUAGUGUUCUUUAUGUUGAAUAUCGAACUCGUAAAGAACGAGAAAAAUUCGAUUUCCGUAAUCACGUUAUUCAGUGGUUUGAGGUGUUAGAUGGAUUGUUGGGGAAACAUUGGAGGAACCUUGGAUUGAUCUUUAACUGCACUUUUCUUCUCUUUGGAUCCGUUAUUCAGCUCAUUGCUUGUGCUAGCAAUAUAUAUUAUAUUAAUGACAAAUUGGACAAGAGGACAUGGACAUACAUAUUUGGGGCGUGUUGUGCAACAACUGUUUUUAUUCCUUCCUUCCACAAUUAUAGAAUUUGGUCAUUCCUCGGACUCGCUAUGACCACUUACACUUCUUGGUAUCUCACUAUUGCUUCACUCCUUCAUGGACAGGCUGAGGAUGUUAAACACUCGGGUCCAACCACCAUGGUGCUUUACUUCACCGGAGCCACCAACAUUCUCUACACAUUCGGUGGCCACGCCGUCACAGUGGAGAUAAUGCACGCUAUGUGGAAACCACAAAAGUUCAAGGCGAUAUAUCUACUAGCGACAAUAUACGUAUUAACGCUAACGCUACCAUCCGCGUCUGCGGUUUAUUGGGCGUUUGGCGAUAAGCUACUAACUCAUUCCAAUGCGCUCUCUCUUCUCCCUAAGACUGGUUUUAGAGAUACCGCAGUGAUCCUCAUGCUCAUUCAUCAAUUUAUAACAUUCGGAUUUGCGUCUACACCGUUAUAUUUUGUGUGGGAGAAAUUGAUAGGUGUGCAUGAGACGAAGAGCAUGUUCAAAAGAGCCAUGGCUAGAUUACCCGUGGUUGUACCCAUAUGGUUCUUAGCCAUUAUCUUCCCCUUUUUCGGACCAAUCAAUUCCGCGGUUGGAUCUCUCUUAGUUAGCUUCACUGUCUACAUCAUCCCCGCAUUGGCUCAUAUGCUUACCUUUGCUCCUGCUCCUUCAAGAGAGAACGCGGUGGAGAGACCGCCGCGAGUGGUAGGAGGAUGGCUUGGGACUUAUUGCAUAAACAUAUUCGUGGUGGUUUGGGUAUUCGUAGUUGGGUUCGGGUUCGGAGGAUGGGCAAGUAUGGUCAACUUUGUUCGCCAGAUCGACACUUUUGGUCUCUUUACUAAAUGCUACCAAUGCCCUCCUCACAAGCCAUGAUAUACAAAUUUGCCAUUCAAGACCUUCUAGAAAGAGAGUUUCAUCUGAGGGGGUUUUGUUUUCGAGAUCUAAUACAUAUAAGUUAUUAUA
Molecule: messenger RNA, 1530 nt
Organism: Arabidopsis arenosa
Lineage: Eukaryota; Viridiplantae; Streptophyta; Magnoliopsida; Brassicales; Brassicaceae
Source: the annotation of a GenBank genome assembly